Molecule: messenger RNA, 1913 nt
Organism: Orbicella faveolata
Lineage: Eukaryota; Metazoa; Cnidaria; Anthozoa; Scleractinia; Merulinidae
Product: ubiquitin carboxyl-terminal hydrolase 48-like
Biological process (GO): protein deubiquitination
Cellular component (GO): cytosol; nucleus
Molecular function (GO): protein binding; cysteine-type deubiquitinase activity; cysteine-type endopeptidase activity
Source: RefSeq, a predicted model, not a curated record
UUUAAAGUGUCGGAUGUUACCAUAUGCUAACGAGGCAAAAUUAUGACCCAAUAUGGUCUAAGCCCUCGUAAGCGACCACAUCCCGUAGGCAACCAGGUCGCUUUUAGGAGGUUACAAAGUGCAAUAUAAUGUUGUUUUGAGCCAACUAGUUUUUUCGUUUUUACUCCAGACUCAAUCCAAGUCAAGUUCUGAAUGCCAAGCGAAUUACCAUCAAAGCUGCAGAUGAAAUAUUCAGAAAAUAUGGUGGUCUACCAAGACUUCAAAGUGACUCAAUGUGUAUUAACUGUGUCAAAGAACAAUGCAGAAGAAUACGUUUCGAAUCCAGACUGGCUGAAGAUUACAAGUUUGUGUCCGAUACUUUGAAGUCUCAAACAUCACUCAGUGACAAGUUCUUUUGGGUUGGUCGGCGGUCACUUCUGAGAUGGAAAGCUUUAGCAAUCCAUCAUGAAGAGGCGCGCCAGAGUUUGAUGGACAGAUGUCAAGUUACAGCCAAUUACGACGCGGAGGAAGAUGAUGAAGUUAAGGUCAAAGGAAUUGAAGAUCAUGAUGUUAGCAUGACGGAAGAAGAGAAGGCACCUCAGCAGAUGGACGAGAAUCCACAGGAGAUUGGUGCUGAGGAGGACGAAGAUGACAGCGAUUCUAAGUUCAACGAAGACUUGCUUUGCGAGCACGGAGACCUUUCUUCGGACGAGUCUUGCCGGAGGCUUGUACCAGAUGUCGUGUGGCAGAGGUUAAAGUACUACUUUUCUUGCGCACCCGAGUUUCAAGCUGUUCACCCAGUGUGCAGGUCGUGCCAGGCAGAAGACGAGGAAGAACGACAGAAGAAUGAGACGUACAAAUUGCUCGCAUCAGAGCAGAGAGCUGCUGUUAGUCAACUGUAUCUCGACAGGAAUCGGCCGUCACUUGAUAACGACGAUCCAUUCGUUGCCUGUGCCAUUUCAAAAAGUUUUCUUGAUCAGUGGAGGCAAUUCUUAAGGUACCCCGCAAGGAAUGUCCCACCGGACAGUAUCGUCAAUGCCCCUCUGCUGUGUCCCCAUGAAAAGUUCCUCUUCAAUCCGGAGUGUGAUGACGACAUGGAUGGUGCGAAUGAAGAGUUAUGUUAUGUCUGGCAACACGAGUGGAACACACUUACCCAAACCUACCCUUACGAUCACGUGAUCACGGUUACCAAAAGUGUAACAGAAGACGACGUGAGAGAACUGGUGACUAGUCCCGACGUGUGCACGGAAUGCUGCUAUGCGCGGAUACAGGAACGAGCACAGCACGUGGAGAAUUAUCGUUAUGGAACAAUCUACGUGCGCAAAAUAACAAAGGAUCACACCGAGAAGGACAUACAGCAAGCCUUGAAUGAUAGUACCUCGAGCAAAGAUGUCUAUUCGUUCGAUCCAGAUUUCCAGACACCACCGAACAAUAAGAAACCAAAGCUGAAUCGUGAUAGUCGAGCCCGUCGAAGUUCCAGGCACCGUAAACAGCGCGGAGAAGUCUCACUGACUGUUGGAUCAACCGAGACUUUACGAGAUGUCAAAUUACAGGUAACAAUCGUGAACUUCUGUUUUGUGGCAUCGACAUGUUAUUUCUCAACUAACAAUAGCAAGGCAAUGUCAAACAGACAGGUGAUGAGAAUAAAGAAAUUCAUCAACUGCUCGUCCGCGGAAUUUUGUGACAAAAACGAAACAUAACUCAAUCAGUGAGGAACAUUCUUUAUCUUUUUUUUGUUAUGUGGUAUAAUAUCUACAACCGCAUAACUCCAUCAUGCUUGGAACAUAUAAUCCAAAGGAAAGAGUCUAAGGAUGACCUCCGUCAUCAACAUCGUGUUGACAUACAACGUUUUGAAACUUAUUAUAUGAAAAACUCUAUUUCUCACAGAGGAUCCAUUGUUUGGAAUAUUUUAGAACCAUCCGCUGCCAGCGCUA